Molecule: messenger RNA, 4122 nt
Organism: Phlebotomus papatasi
Lineage: Eukaryota; Metazoa; Arthropoda; Insecta; Diptera; Psychodidae
Exons: 2
Coding region: 1-4122 (1373 amino acids)
Biological process (GO): DNA integration
Molecular function (GO): nucleic acid binding
Source: RefSeq, a predicted model, not a curated record
AUGGCUACGAAUCAAAGUUCAAUGCUAACGGAUCUAGUAGCAGCAAUUGAAAAACUGGUUGAGCUCAAGGUCAACGAAAGAAAAGCCAAUGUCGUUCCUGCUGCGCCUUCAGAAGUCUCCGUGGAUGCUCUUGCGAGAUCUAUCACUCCUUUCACAUUCUCACCCGAGAAUAACAUGACGUUUAAUGUGUGGUAUGGACGUUUUAAAUCCACUUUCCUGGAAGAUGGAAAAAACCUUGAUGAUCCCGCACGUGUUAGACUUCUUUUACGAAGACUUGAUGCUGCUUCGUAUUCCCGUUAUGCAAACUUGCUUCUUCCACAAAACCCCUCUGAACUCAGUUUUGAACAGAAUGUACAAAAACUCACCAAAAUUUUCGGCAAGGGUGAAUCCCUCUUUAGCACACGUCGAAAAUGUCUCCAAUUGGUGAUGAAAGAUUCUGACGACUGGGCUACUCACGGGGGGAUUGUAAACAGUCUUUGUGAAGACUUCCGUUUGGCUGAAUGCACACCCAGUCACUUCAAGGCACUGAUUUUCUGCAUUUCCAUGCAGAGUGAGAAGCACGUUUUCGUCAGGGAACAACUUCUUACACGAUUGGAGACUGAGCCACCCAGUAAAAUCACUCUCGAGUUUAUGAUCGAUGAGGCUCAGAGACUGGCCAAUGUCAAGAAAGAUUCUCGCCUGGAUGUAGCUCCUAUCACCGUGAACACAAUCCGGAAGAGCCCACCAACUACACAGAAGAAGGAUAAACCUAACCGUCCGUGUUUUUUGUGCGGUGGAAUGCACUUUGUCAAAGAAUGCACUUACACCCAGACAAAAUGUGGUGAAUCUGGGGUUGUGGGGCACAAAACGGGGUACUGUGCACCCCCACAGCGUGAAUCUGACUCCACUAAGAAGGAUGCCAAAGGAAAGAAGAAGUUUUUCCACAAGAAAAAGCCACAAGCACGCACUAACGCUGUGUUUUCUUCGCACACACGUGGGAGAAAAUUUUUGACACCACUUAUCAAUGGACACGAGAUCGAGUUUCAGCUCGAUUGUGCAGCGGAUGUCUCUCUCAUUACGCACAAUACUUGGGAAUGUAUUGGUAAGCCCGCUCUCUCUCGUGCAUCAUUGAAUAUCAGGGAUGCUCAAUCAACACAAAUUCCGAUAAAUGGAGAGUUCGAAUGCACUGUGAAAUUUUUCAAUAAGGAAAUUCGCAGUAGAUGUUUUGUAUCUGAUGCUGCCAGGGACAAUUUAUUUGGAAUAGAAUGGAUUGAAGGUUUGGGCCUCUGGGAUGAGCGCCCAAGUGCAUAUUGUAACUCAGUUCAAAACGAAAUUGACGCACAAACGGCCGUUGCUGAUCUUCAACGGGAUUUUCCCGCCGUUUUUGGACGUGAGAUGGGUCUUUGCACCAAAGCAAUUGCUACAAUUAACCUCAAACAAGACGCUGUUCCGAUUUUCCGCCCAAAGCGCCCAGUAGCUUUUCACAUGCUUCCUGUCAUUGACGAGGAAUUGCAACGUCUUCAGGCGUCCGGAAUUAUCUCCCCAGUCGAGUAUUCUCCUUGGGCCGCACCCAUUGUUGUCGCCAGGAAGGCGAAUGGAAGUAUUCGUAUUUGUGGGGAUUAUUCGACAGGAUUGAACGAUUCCAUUGAGACCAACAACUAUCCGAUCCCUGAUCCGGAUAGUCUCUUCAGUCGUCUGUCGAAUAGGAAGGUUUUCAGUCAUGUGGACCUCUCCGACGCCUAUCUACAAAUCCCAGUGGACGAGGAAUCCAGCAAACUCUUGACAAUUCACACUCCCCGUGGAUUAUUCAAGUUUAAUCGCCUCGCUCCCGGCAUCAGAUGCGCCCCAGGCAUUUUUCAAGAGGUAGUAGAGCGUAUGCUCCAGGGAAUCCCGGACGUCAUUUGCUAUUUUGAUGACAUCUGCAUAGCAAGUACUACCCCAGAAGACCACUUUUCGACACUGAAAAAAGUUUUCCAGAGACUGGAUGAGUUCAAUUUCCGUGUCAAGGCUGAAAAGUAUUCCGAAGGUUUGCGCCCUGACCCAGCCAAGAUUGAGGCAAUCCAGAAAAUGCCAUCACCCAAAAAUGUCCAUGAAUUGCGAAGUUUCUUGGGAGCCUUACAAUUCUGGGGAAUAUUUGUUCGUUCAAUGAGCGAGCUACGCAAUCCCCUGGACAUAUUGCUGAAAAAGGGAGUACCAUUGAAGUGGACCAGACAAUGUGAGGAUGCUUUUACCCGUUUCAAGGAGAUCUUGGGUUCAGAACUCCUCCUGACCCAUUAUGAUCCCAGUUUGCCAAUUUUCGUGGCCUCAGAUGCAUCUUCCCACGCCAUCGGGUGUGUUGCAUACCACAAAUUUUCCGAUGGGAGCAUGAAAGCAUUUUAUCAUGCGUCAAGAAGACUCACAGAAACGGAAGCCCGCUACAGUCAGAUUGAAAAGGAAGCUUUGGGAAUAAUUUUCGCUGUGAAAAAGUUUCACAGAUUCCUCUAUGGGCGUCAAUUCACCCUUAUGACGGAUCAUAAGCCUUUGGUGUCCAUCUUCGGAAGCAAAAGAGGAAUCCCUACACACACCGCCAAUCGACUACAGCGCUGGGCCCUAAUCCUCCUGGGCUAUCACUUCAACAUCCAGUACUUGUCCACAGACAAUUUCGGUCAUGCAGACAUCCUUUCGAGGUUGAUAUCAGGAAAUAGACAGCAGGAUGACGAAAUUAUCAUCGCCCAAAUUUCCCUCGAAGAGGCUCUGGACAAUCACACUGUACAGGAUGCAGUCUCUCAACUUCCGGUGAAGUUUGAGAUGAUCAAACAAGCCACAGAGUCAUCACCAACACUCCAAGAGGUUUCCGGCUAUAUCAAGGGUGGUUGGCCUGCUUCUCCCAAAAACAUAACCUCAAGGGAAGUACAGAGUUUUUAUAAAGUCCGUGAUGCUCUUUCGCUGAUGCAAAAUUGUGUUUUUUACAGGGAUCGACUGGUGGUGCCUGAGACAUUCCGGAGUCGGAUACUUGUGCAACUCCAUGAAUCACAUCCUUCAAUGGCGCGAAUGAAAGCCUUAGCCCGCAGUUAUGUUUUCUGGCCUGGCUUGGAUGGAGACAUAGAGCACAAGGUUCGCAAUCGCACCGACUGCGCCACCACAGCCCGAUCCCCUGUAAAAGCACAUUUGUCAUCAUGGCCCUUAUCAUCGGCUCCAUGGCAGAGAAUCCACCUGGAUUAUGCAAAGUACAAAGGAGACUACUUCUUUCUGAUCAUCGAUUCAUACUCGAAGUGGCCAGAGGUUUUCUGGACAUCGUCCAUGACCACUUCCACGACGAUUCAGAGGCUUACUGAAGUAUUUGCACGCCAUGGACUGCCAGAUAUAAUUGUUUCAGACAAUGGAACGCAAUUUGUGUCUGAAGAAUUGCAACAAUUCUGCAGAUCGAAUGGCAUCGAGGACAUUCACACCUGUCCUUUCUCACCUGCAAGCAAUGGACCGUGUGAAAGACUUGUCGGCACCCUCAAGAGAUCUCUGGAAAAGCAAAAAUCCCAGAAUGUCGACGUAGCUCUGCAGAGAUUCCUUGCAAAUUAUAGAGUCACCCCAAGUGAGAUUGUGCCGCAAGGGAAAUCACCUUCUGAGAUCAUGUACACUAGGAGGGUGCGCACCAUUUUCGAUCUCCUCAAAUUCAAAGCUCCUGAGCCUAUCCAGAGGAAUAGAAAAAUGGAGGAUUCCUACAACAAGCGCCAUGGCACGAAAAAUCGUAUCUUUGCACGGGGGCAGGAGGUAUAUGCAAAAAAAUUCGCCCAAGGUGGAAAAUGGACUUGGACACCUGGGAAGGUGAUUGAGCGAAGAGGAACCGUUACGUACAAUAUUCGUCUGGCAAAUGGAAUAAUUGUACGCUCACAUAUCAACCAAUUGAGACGAAGAUAUGCUGCUGAUUUCUCUGACUCUGCGCCACUUUUCCUGCUUCCAAUUCAGCCCACUGAUGAUACCACUCCAACGCAAAAUUCACCUGUGACUCCGAGAACAUCGAGAUCAGGAUCCUCAACUGAUUCUGAAAGUCCGGCAGGAGCCGAAGCCUUGUCAAGGACUGGACAGGGACGUCAAAACGAAUCAACUGCGACUACUCCCGUCUCAAGCCGUCUUCGUCCUAGACCCCGUCGUAUCAACUACCGUUGCUAG